AUGAAGAGGGGGAAAGUGUUGUUAAAGAAGGCACUCGCCUGCAGGUGCGACUGCCACCUGACUCGAUACGGUUACGUAAUUGUGUCUCACGACGAGAAUCUCCUACGGCAGACCAGACUGAUCUCUUCAUUAAAUCUAGAGGUAUUUCACCUUUAUAGAGAAAGGAUGGAAGUCACAUUUCAAACAGGUAUGGGCCAUUAUUGCACUGGGGAGGACCAACAAUUUGUCCUGUUAGAAGAUGUAUUUAAGUGAUUUCCUAAAAUGUCUGCCAACAUUGAGAUUAAAGAAGACAAUGACAUGCUGUUGAUCAGGAUUUCAUCACUAGUCAAACAAUAUCAAAGAGAAGAUAUUACUGUAUGGGCCACUGAAAAACAGAAAUCAUGCUGUUCUGUGAUGCCCUAUCUGUUCACAGUAAGCAGAGAUCUCUAGCUGCAUAUGCUUUACUACACUGACCUGUUGCCUUUUGUGCCCCUGGGAAUGAGUUUCCUGCAGUUCUACCUUCCCCAGAUCAUAAACCGGUGA
Messenger RNA from Brienomyrus brachyistius, 522 nucleotides. RefSeq names its product glycerophosphodiester phosphodiesterase domain containing 3b (gene gdpd3b). Gene Ontology annotation, cellular component: endoplasmic reticulum membrane. NCBI's taxonomy places the organism in Eukaryota, Metazoa, Chordata, Actinopteri, Osteoglossiformes, Mormyridae. The record is from RefSeq and is a predicted model, not a curated record. Gene Ontology annotation, biological process: glycerophospholipid catabolic process. Gene Ontology annotation, molecular function: phosphatidylcholine lysophospholipase A1 activity; phosphoric diester hydrolase activity. The transcript is spliced from 6 exons.